Molecule: messenger RNA, 924 nt
Organism: Apaloderma vittatum (bar-tailed trogon)
Lineage: Eukaryota; Metazoa; Chordata; Aves; Trogoniformes; Trogonidae
Product: twinfilin-1-like
Exons: 6
Biological process (GO): regulation of lamellipodium assembly; positive regulation of neuron projection development; actin filament depolymerization
Cellular component (GO): actin filament; myofibril; cytoplasm
Molecular function (GO): actin filament binding; actin monomer binding
Source: RefSeq, a predicted model, not a curated record
CAAAGAUAGAGACUACAGCGAUUAUAUUCUGUUUGGCCUGUUAGUUCAUCAUUUGCACAAAUCUGAACCAAAGCACCACCGCUAUUGGCACAGGAAGCUAAUGCUGAAGGAAGGGAGGCAGUUGGAGAUUCAGGGAAGAACAGGAGAUAGUCUAGAUGAUGUUUCACUGAAUGGAUAUAAAAAAUACUUGAUAUCACAGUCCUCCCCUGCACCUCUGACUGCAGCAGAAGAGGAACUUCGACAAAUUAAGAUUAAUGAGGUACAGACGGACGUUGGUGUAGAUACCAAGCAUCAAACAUUGCAAGGAGUAGCAUUCCCCAUUGCUAGAGAAGCUAUUCAAGCUUUGGAGAAAUUGAAAAAUAAGAAACUCAAUUAUGUACAACUGCAAAUUGAUAUGAAAAAUGAAACUAUUAUUUUGGCCAACACGCUUCACACUGAGCUUAAGGACUUGCCAAAAAGAAUUCCAAAGGAUGCUGCACGUUACCACUUUUUCCUGUAUAAGCAUGCCCAUGAAGGAGACUAUUUGGAGUCCAUAGUUUUCAUCUACUCUAUGCCAGGGUAUACAUGUAGUAUACGAGAACGAAUGCUCUACUCUAGUUGCAAAAGUCCACUGUUAGAAAUUGUAGAAAGACAGCUGUGGAUGCAGAUAAUUAGAAAGAUUGAAAUAGACAACGGCGAUGAGUUAACUGCUGACUUCCUUUAUGAAGAGGUUCAUCCAAAACAGCAUGCUCACAAACAAAGUUUUGCUAAACCAAAAGGUCCUGCGGGGAAGAGGGGAAUCCGAAGACUCAUCAGAGGUCCGGCAGAGACUGAAACGCCCAGUGAUUAGAAGCUGUUUGUUUGCAUUUGUUAUAAAGCAUUACAGUGAGAAAUGCAUUUCUGGCUUUUGGUAAUGAACUGAAAUCAUUCCAUUCAUAGAUGCUA